This is a messenger RNA of Exophiala aquamarina CBS 119918, 1119 nucleotides long. RefSeq lists its product as uncharacterized. The coding region runs from base 1 to 1119 and encodes 372 amino acids. Gene Ontology annotation, biological process: base-excision repair. The transcript has a single exon. Gene Ontology annotation, molecular function: phosphoric diester hydrolase activity; double-stranded DNA 3'-5' DNA exonuclease activity; DNA-(apurinic or apyrimidinic site) endonuclease activity. Lineage: Eukaryota; Fungi; Ascomycota; Eurotiomycetes; Chaetothyriales; Herpotrichiellaceae. The record is from RefSeq and is a predicted model, not a curated record. Gene Ontology annotation, cellular component: nucleus.
AUGUCAUCAUCUCAGGCUUGUCCUAAACGUGCCUUGAGUUCAUCGACCCGUGCAAUCAGUCCUCCCGCCUUGCGCCGGAAACUCACACAAACAUCGGAACGCGUGGUGAUUUCCACGCGGCCGCCAUGUGCGACUGGUAACGCGGAUGCAGAUCUGUUUCGAGUUUUCAGUUGGAACGUCAAUGGCAUCGGUCCGCUGCUCCAGAAACAGCUGAUCUUUGAGUCGUCCACUGUGAGCCCAUUGAGGCUGUUCCUCCAACGCCACCGCUGGCCACAAGUUCUUUGUUUACAGGAAGUCAAGAUCAAAUCGACGGACACCGCAACUCGAGGAGCCUUGAUACGGGCCGCCAAUGGGGGGAAUGCUCCUGGUGAGCCAACAUACACCGCUCAUUUUUCCUUGCCAAGAGACAGCUAUAAUGCUACUGCUUUUGGAGGUAAGAUCCACGGAGUGGCCACUUUGGUUCGUGAUGAUACUGCGACCGCCAUCCGUGUCACACGCCGGCCGGAGUGGGAUUUGGAAGGGCGUGUGCUCAUCCAUGAACUGGAGAACCACCUGGUUAUCAUCAACGGGUACUGGGUCAACGGGACUUCAAGGCCUUAUCGAGACCCUGUUGGUGGACAUGUGAGUGGGACGCGACAUGAUCACAAACUUCGUUUUCAUCAGUGGAUGCUAGAAGAGACUCUCCGCCUCGAAGCUGCCGGCCAGUGUGUUAUCCUCAUUGGCGACAUGAAUAUCGCUAGGUCAGAGAUUGAUGGUCAUCCGAGACUACGGACGGCUCCAAGUCAACAUGUGAAGAAUCGAGCGGAUUUCAAUGCCAAGUUUUUCACGGCCAUUGGGGGAAUGCGUGGUGUCGAUAUCUUCCGACACCUGCAUGGAGAAGAGAAGAAAUACACCUACUACCCGCGAGGCAAGGUCUGGGGCGAGAGUUGCGACCGAGUCGAUCUGAUAGUCCUCAGCCGCUCCCUGGUUGAGGCAGACUUGGUGGCGAGUACGGAUAUUUUCAAUUCCCCUGUCGAGCGGGGACACAGUGAUCACGUUCCACUUUGCAUAGCACUAGACAUUGACCUGCGAGGGACUCUGACUCCUAGAUGCAUACCGAAGACUUCAAACCUAUCAUAG